This is a messenger RNA of Drosophila takahashii, 2377 nucleotides long. It is a transcript of the gene mfrn, whose product is annotated as mitochondrial iron transporter mitoferrin. Lineage: Eukaryota; Metazoa; Arthropoda; Insecta; Diptera; Drosophilidae. Gene Ontology annotation, molecular function: ferrous iron transmembrane transporter activity. Gene Ontology annotation, cellular component: mitochondrial membrane. The record is from RefSeq and is a predicted model, not a curated record. Gene Ontology annotation, biological process: iron import into the mitochondrion.
AUUUAAUGAUUCCCUGUAAUCAUAAUCAUUCAGCAUUUGCGUGAGUUGCCAAACACCGACCCGACCAUACCAAAUUCCGUUUCGGCCAGAACCUAAUCAGCCUCCAACCGACCCGUAUAUAUCCAGAAAACACCCGAUCCGCAGCAGCAGCAGUGGCAUUUCAUCCGAAACAAGGGCCGCGGGCAGUAGCAGAAACACCUUUUCUUCGCUCCGAACUCGAGUGAAUCGGGCAGCGUAUGUCGUCUAUAUCGCCUAUAUCGCCUACACAUGCUAGUAGUCGUGGUGCAGCAGUAGCACAUACCAGCAGAGCAGUAGCCGCAGUGUCAAUUAGUAGUUUCGCAUAACACCACCACCUCACGCGUACACUCUGCAGCAGCAGCAGCACCACCACCACCCCCCGAACGCCCGCCCACCCGUGUGAAUCGUCGUGAUAUCCGUGUUAUACAACAAAAUUGUUCCGUGCUCAACAUACGCCGGCUGAAAGUAGCCCGUAAAUCAUUGCCCAUCCUCGCCUGGCGGAGCAACCCGAUUGCAGUGGAGAAAGCGGUUCCACAGCCGAAACUUGUUCUAGUCCGGAUUAUCAGGUCGCAGCGUAAGAGGAGCAGCCGCAGCAAGGGCACAACCACAAUAUUCUCGCACAGUCGGUAGUUUAGCUGCACCACCACCACCGCCGCCAGAUCGGAUCCACCAUGAACAUAGACGACUACGAAUCGCUGCCCACCACCAGUGUGGGUGUCAAUAUGACGGCGGGCGCUAUUGCGGGCGUGCUGGAGCAUGUGGUCAUGUAUCCGCUGGACUCCGUCAAGACGAGAAUGCAGAGUCUUUCGCCGCCCACACAAAACAUGAACAUAUUAUCAACCCUUCGGAACAUGAUCACACGUGAGGGUUUGUUAAGACCCAUCCGGGGCGCCAGCGCUGUAGUGUUGGGUGCUGGGCCAGCGCAUUCGCUGUACUUUGCUGCCUACGAAAUGACCAAGGAGAUGACGGCCAAGUUCACAACAGUGAGAAACCUCAACUACGUGAUUUCGGGAGUGGUGGCCACCCUCAUUCACGACGCCAUUUCUAGUCCCACGGAUGUGAUAAAGCAGCGCAUGCAGAUGUACAACUCACCCUACACAUCGGUGAUAACCUGCGUACAGGAUAUCUACAGGAAGGAGGGCUUCAAAGCCUUCUACAGAGCCUACGGCACGCAACUGGUCAUGAACCUACCAUAUCAGACAAUACAUUUUACCACAUACGAGUUUUUCCAGAACACAUUGAACCUUGAACGCAAAUACAAUCCCCCAGUUCACAUGGCAGCGGGUGCUGCGGCUGGCGCCUGUGCGGCGGCUAUAACCACGCCCCUGGACGUGAUCAAGACGCUACUGAAUACACAGGAGACUGGACUGACGCGCGGCAUGAUUGAGGCCAGCCGAAAGAUCUACCACAUGGCUGGUCCAUUGGGCUUCUUUAGAGGCAUGACCGCCCGCGUUCUGUACUCCAUGCCCGCCACGGCCAUCUGCUGGUCGACGUACGAGUUCUUCAAGUUCUACCUGUGCGGCCUGGACGCCGACCAGUACAAAUCGUCAAUUACGGGCCGCUCGGAGCCCCGCAAAGCGGACUACGUGCUGCCCAGGACUGCGGAUGAGGAGCAGGGCGACCAGGAGCGGGAGACGGUGAAGGAGAAGGAGACGGCAGCGACCCUGCACCCCGCCCCGACCUCGGUGAAUGCCUCCGGUGCCAUCAAGACGGUGUGCGAGCUGUCGACGCGACCCGCCGGGCCAACAAUCAACCUGCACACGCGGCACACGGACGUGAAGAGUCCCUACGAGCGGGGCUUCUCCAGCACGUAGGCGGCGCCAGUGGGCGUGGCCGCGAGCGGGGCCUGCGUUCGAAACGUUUGCAGCAGCAGCGACAGCUAAACCUAAGCGUAGCUAUUAGUUGGCGGUGGGGAUCGGGGAAGCUGGGGUGCAAUUUGGGGGCCCCAUUUUGGGCAGGUGGACGACACGGCGUUCGAAACGCCUGCCGUUCCGCUGACCACCGCCUGGCCACCACCCCACUUUCACGUUCAGCCCACCCGAACCCAGCUGCUUGUAUGAAUACUCUGCGAGGAGUCGGUGAGAGAGUUUUAUCACUCCAUAGUCGGAGGUUAAAUCGUAGUUGUUGUUCUGCACAAAACUCUCGCUCUCACACACAACACGCAAAACUCCACACACAACAAACACACACCUUACACCCACACAUACACACACACAAAGACAGUUUUAGGCAAAGUGCGAAAUUCUUGUUAAAAAGUAUAUGCUAAUGAUAAUACUGUAUCUAUGUUAUUUCGAAAUGAGAAAACCUUCUUGUAAAAUACUAUUACCUAUGUAUUACAACCUUUGAUUUACUACAUUUA